UCAUAACUGUAUUAACAAUUUUAAAUCUUCAAGUUCUUGCCAUGGCCAAAGUAGAAGAAAAGAAAGAAACCAUCACCAUUGCAGUUUAUAAAGCUAAUCUGCAUUGCCCAAAAUGUGCUCAUGAUAUUAAGAGGCCUCUCUUGAGAACCCCAGGAGUCCAUAAAGUGGAUGCUAAGCAUGAGAAAGGUCAAAUUACAGUGGAGGGCACCUUUGAAGUGAAGAAGAUUCAUGAAAGAUUAGAGAAAUGGAGUAGGAAAAAGGUUGAAAUUUUAUCCCAAGAUAAGAAAAUACUGGAGAAGAAGGAUGCAAAGAAAGAAACUAUAAGGACGACAAAAAUAAAGGCUUACAUGCACUGUGAAAAGUGUGAGCACGAUUUAAGAGCGAAGCUCCUCAAACACAAAGGUAUACACAAUGUGAAAACAGACAUAAAAUCACAAACUGUUGUAAUCGAAGGAGUUAUCGAAGCUGAAAAGAUUGUGACUUAUAUGCAAAAGAGAGCACGCAAACACGCAGAGAUCAUACCCAUACCCCCUCCAAAAGAGAAGGUGGAAACCAAAGAAAAGGUGAUUGUUGAUGUUGUAUCUACAAAGAUUGUGGAAUUCCAAGAGAAAAAGAAAGUUGAAGCAAAGACAAAGGAUGGUGAGGUCCCGUAUUUUGUUCACUAUGUGUAUGCCCCUCAGAUGUUUAGUGAUGAAAACCCGAAUGCUUGUUUGGUAAUGUAGAAUAGGGCACCAAAAUUAAUGUUUUUUUCUUGGCAAUAUUUCUCAU
Lactuca virosa is the source of this 768-nucleotide messenger RNA. Lineage: Eukaryota; Viridiplantae; Streptophyta; Magnoliopsida; Asterales; Asteraceae. The record is from the annotation of a GenBank genome assembly.